Molecule: messenger RNA, 2997 nt
Organism: Oncorhynchus kisutch (coho salmon)
Lineage: Eukaryota; Metazoa; Chordata; Actinopteri; Salmoniformes; Salmonidae
Product: cleavage stimulation factor subunit 1-like
Exons: 2
Coding region: 1421-1858 (145 amino acids)
Source: RefSeq, a predicted model, not a curated record
CGCACAGACAUGAGGCACAACGCAAGCGACGUAUCCGCGCAUGCGCAUGAACGAAGCGCCGUUUUCAACGAGGUAUUUUUCAGGAUGUGAAGCGAUAGUUUGGUGCAAUCGUUGCUUGCAAAAUGUUGGGAUAGCUAGUAAAUUCAUUCAUUAGUUGAACAUAAAGUAUUUGAGUUCCCUAAACUUGGUCGGUGCAAGUUAUUUUGCAAACAUAAGGUGUUUGUUCACCGUUUGCCUACGAUUUGUGUUUGUACGUUAAAGUGAUUGUUUUGUUGUAGCUAGCUACUUACCUUGCUAGUUAAUAUCUAAGUUUAACUAUCUCGCAUUGUAGGUUCCAUUGGUAAGUUAGCUAGCUUAGAAAACCCAUUUCUGGCGUUGUGGAUGGUAGCUAGCUAUAGAAGUCGAUAAUUACAACAUUAUUGAUGGCAACUAAUGCUGACCAUGUUUUGAUCCAUUGUAAUCGUCCCAUUGAAGCCUGAGCCGAGAUGUUUGGUCCCAAACCGACACUUCAGGACCGCCAGCACCUUUACCAGCUGAUCAUCAGCCAGCUGUUGAAUGAAUGUUACACCAACGUGUCUAACAGCCUCCCAGAAGUCAAGACGUAUUCCCACGCAUCAUUCAUUUGAUGUUUUAUUUAACGUUUAUUUAGGUAAUAGAGACAUGAUCCUAUAUAAAUGUAAGGUUUGACAUUAUUGUUAUAGUGAAAUAUUAUAUCUGUUUCUGCUUGCAGUCUACAAAUGAUUUGUAAUUCUCUUCUGCCCCCGACCCUCUGCUCAACAAAAAAAUCGGUCUGUGGCUGAAUCUAGUUGAUGAUCAUGUCACUGUUUUGGGUCCAUGUCAGGAUACCAGCUACAUGUCACUGUUUUGGGUCCAUGUCAGGAUACCAGCUACAUGUCACUGUUUUGGGUCCAUGUCAGGAUACCAGCUACAUGUCACUGUUUUGGGUCCAUGUCAGGAUACCAGCUACAUGUCACUGUUUUGGGUCCAUGUCAGGAUACCAGCUACAUGUCACUGUUUUGGGUCCGUGUCAGGAUACCAGCUACAUGUCACUGUUUUGGGUCCGUGUCAGGAUACCAGCUACAUGUCACUGUUUUGGGUCCCUGUCAGGAUACCAGCUACAUGUCACUGUUUUGGGUCCGUGUCAGGAUACCAGCUACAUGUCACUGUUUUGGGUCCGUGUCAGGAUACCAGCUACAUGUCACUGUUUUGGGUUGUACUAUAUUGCGUCAUUUCAUCCAUCAAUCUUGCCUUGCAAAUGGCGACAGUGCAGUAUGCUAGCAACCUGUCUACAGGUUGCACGAUGAUGGUGCAGUCAGGUGGUCCGACACAUCGACCUGGAGUUUCAGCGCCGACGUCCAGAGUCUCCUGAGGCGUCUUGAGUACGAUACUCGCUGUGUGACAUCCCAUAAAGGUCCCUGUCAUGUCGCCACACACAGCCGAGACGGGCAACCCAUCGCUACGAGCUCGGCAGACGCCUCCAUCAAAUUCUCUGGACGCAGAACGUAUGCUGGCCAAGAGUGCCAUGCCCACAGAGAUGAUGAUGAAUGAGACGGCCCAGCAGAACACGGAGAACCCGCCUGUGAUCAGAACACUGCAGGACCAUGUUUACGAGCUCACGUCUGGCAUUCCACCCCACCGAACAGAUUCUGGCGUCGGGGUCACGUGGGGGUCACGUGCCUACAUCCUCAAACUGUUUGACUACUCCAAGCACUCUGCCAAGAGGGCCGUCAAACACAUACUGGUCUGUAGGGACAGUCUGGGCCGUCAAACAUACUGGUCUGUAGGGACGGUCUGGGCCGUCAAACACAUACUGGUCUGUAGGGACAGUCUGGGCCGUCAAACACAUACUGGUCUGUAGGGACAGUCUGGGCCGUCAAACACAUACUGGUCUGUGGGGACGGUCUGGGCCGUCAAACACAUACUGGUCUGUAGGGACGGUCUGGGCCGUCAAACACAUACUGGUCUGUAGGGACAGUCUGGGCCGUCAAACACAUACUGGUUAAAAGGAUUAGACCUACACAGAUCUGUGUCAUGUCACUAACAGUGAUGUGUGUUACUUCCUCACAGGAAGCAGAGAUGCUGCGGUCCAUUUCCUUCCACCCGUCAGAUACGUUUCUGUAGGUGGGGACCCAGCAUCCCAUCCUCCGCCUCGAUGUGUGUGUCUCUAUUGGUGUGUGUGUCUCUAUUGGUGUGUGUGUCUCUAUUGGUGUGUGUGUCUCUAUUGGUGUGUGUGUCUCUAUUGGUGUGUGUGUCUCUAUUGGUGUGUGUGUCUCUAUUGGUGUGUGUCUCUCUAUUGGUGUGUGUCUCUCUCUCUCUUGGUGUGUGUGUCUCUCUCUUGGUGUGUGUGUGUGUCUGUUCAUGUGUCUCUGUCUUGGUGUCUGUGUGUGUGUGUUUCUCUCUUGGUGUGUGUGUGUAUAUCUCUCUCUUGGUGUAAACAGAGAUCUGUUUAUUAUGAGAUGUUGUCCUGUCUACAGAGAGCUGUUUAUUAUGAGAUGUUGUCCUGUCUACAGAGAGCUGUUUAUUAUGAGAUGAUGUCCUGUCUACAGAGAUCUGUUUAUUAUGAGGUGUGGUCCUGUCUACAGAGACCUGUUUAUUAUGAGGUGUGGUCCUGUCCACAGAGACCUGUUUAUUAUGAGGUGUGGUCCUGUCUACAGAGACCUGUUUAUUAUGAGGUGUGGUCCUGUCUACAGAGACCUGUUUAUUAUGAGGUGUGGUCCUGUCUACAGAGACCUGUUUAUUAUGAGGUGUGGUCCUGUCCACAGAGAGCUGGCUGAUUUUAAAUGAACAAUGUUAUUUGGAAUCUAAAUAAUGAAUGAUGAUAGUUCUAGUUAUUUUAUUUUGAAGACAAAAUGAUCAACAUUCAUAUUUUUAUUUCAUCUUUUGAUAUAAAAAAAAAACGACUUUGUUGUUGAGUAAGUGUUGUAACUUCUUUUUCACUUUUUGAUUUAUUUUUUGUCUUUCUGUCUGUCACAGAUUUGUAUUAAAACCUUGAAGUGA